AUGAAGACGCUGGCACGGGAAUACGUCUUCUGGAAAAACAUGGGCCAGGACAUUGAGAAUGUGGUGAAACGAUGCGAUCAAUGCCAACGAGCAGGCAAGUUGCCCCGGAAAGUACCCCUGGAGCCGUGGCCGAACGCCGAGAAACCGUGGAAACGGAUUCACGCGGACUACGCCGGUCCCAUGGGAGGCUGGUACUACCUAAUUGUGGUGGACUCAUUUUCAAAGUGGCCCGAAAUAUCGGCCACCAGGAAAAUCACAUCACAGGCAACGAUCGAGAUGUUUGACGACAUCUUUUCCCGCAACGGAUUCCCGGAGGAACUGGUCACAGACAACGGCCUCCAGUUCGCAGCAUCCUCAACAAAAGAGUACUGCGCGCGAAACGGGAUCAAGCAAAUUUUCACUGCGCCAUACAUGCCAAUGUCCAACGGCCAGGCGGAACGCUUCGUGGAUACCUUCAAACGUUCCCUCAAAAAAAUGUCGGAAGAGGAGGGGUCCACGGGUCAGAAGAUCCGCACAAUCCUUAGAACUCUCCAAGAAGCAUCGAAACUCACGAAGAUAAGAGAAAUGGCGAUCCAAUUCAACGAUUUGGCGAAGGUGAUCCACGAAGCCGUCAAGGCUGCUCUACUUCAGACAGCGGACUCUCAGAAGGCCCUCAUCAAAGAUCUGAUAA
Galendromus occidentalis (western predatory mite) is the source of this 670-nucleotide messenger RNA. RefSeq lists its product as uncharacterized. The record is from RefSeq and is a predicted model, not a curated record. Gene Ontology annotation, molecular function: nucleic acid binding. The annotation marks the transcript as partial. Lineage: Eukaryota; Metazoa; Arthropoda; Arachnida; Mesostigmata; Phytoseiidae. Gene Ontology annotation, biological process: DNA integration. The transcript has 2 exons.